UCUCCAAUUCCAAAACAAAAAGCUGAUGUCAAUCCUCCGUAUCAUUUAUAUGACCUUUACCUGUCCUCUUCUUUCUUAAUAUAUAUAUAUUUUUCCUCCAUGUGACUUUCUUUCCAAAACAAAAACAAAAAAUUAUUUCAAUAAUUUUCUCUCUUGGGUUUUCUAGGCUUCCAAACAUGGGACAGGAAAAAAGAAGACUCACAGAUGAAUAUGAAAUCUCAGAGGUUUUAGGCAGAGGAGGAUUCUCAGUUGUAAGAAGAGGGAUAAGAAAAUCAUCAUCAUCAUCAUCAGCAGGGAAUAACAACAAUAGCGACAACAACAUCAAUUCCCAUGUAGCAAUCAAAACUCUGAAAAGGCUAGGACCUUCAUCGACAAAUUUUCCUCCAUCUAAUUCUCGCGGAUUUUCCGAGAAAACAAACAUGGGUUCAAUGGGAUUUCCAUUGAGGAAACAAGUCUCGGUAUCAGAUGCUUUAUUAACCAAUGAGAUCUUGGUGAUGAGGAAGAUAGUAGAAAAUGUUUCACCCCAUGAGAAUGUGAUUGACCUCUAUGAUGUAUUUGAGGAUUCAAAUGGGGUCCACCUGGUGUUGGAGCUCUGUUCUGGUGGUGAACUGUUUGAUAGGAUUGUUGCACAAGAAAAGUACAAUGAGGUCGAAGCCGCCACUGUUGUCCGGCAGAUUGCCAAAGGAUUAGGAGCUCUUCACAAGGCUAAUAUUGUCCACAGGGAUUUGAAGCCUGAAAACUGCCUUUUCUUGAACACCAAUAAGGAUUCUCCAUUGAAGAUCAUGGAUUUUGGAUUGAGUUCUGUGGAGGAAUUCACUGACCCUGUUGUUGGAUUGUUUGGUUCCAUUGAUUAUGUCUCUCCUGAGGCUCUUUCUCAGGGAAAUAUUACUUGCAAGAGUGAUAUGUGGUCUCUUGGUGUUAUUUUGUAUAUCCUUCUUUCUGGGUAUCCACCUUUCAUUGCUCAGUCAAAUCGGCAAAAGCAACAAAUGAUAAUGGCUGGAGAAUUCAGUUUUUAUGAGAAAACUUGGAAAAACAUUUCUUCAUCAGCAAAACAAUUGAUCAAAAGCCUCUUGACUGUUGACCCUCAAUGGAGGCCUAGUGCUUUAGAGCUUCUAGAUCAUCCAUGGGUGAGAGGUGAUUCAGCUAAGGAGGAUCAAAUGGACGCCGAGAUCGUUUCCAGGCUGCAGAGUUUCAAUGCUCGCCGCAAACUCCGAGCAGCUGCCAUCGCUAGUGUUUGGAGCUCCUCCAUUUUCUUAAGGACCAAAAAGCUCAAAUCUUUGCUUGGCUCCCAUGACCUCUCACCAGAUGAAAUUGAAAAUCUCAGGGAUCAUUUCAAGAAAAUAUGUGCAAAAGGGGACAAUGCAACUCUAUCUGAGUUUGAAGAGGUUUUGAAAGCAAUGAACAUGUCAUCCUUAAUCCCUUUAGCUCCUCGCAUCUUUGACCUUUUCGACAACAAUCGUGAUGGAACUGUGGACAUGAGAGAACUACUUUGCGGGUUUUCGAGUCUCAGAAAAUCUCAAGGCGACGAUGCUCUCCGCCUCUGCUUUCAGAUGUAUGAUACAGAUAGAUCUGGAUGCAUCACUAAGGAAGAAGUAGCAUCCAUGCUAAGAGCCUUGCCAGAUGAUUGUCUACCAGUGGAUAUAACAGAACCAGGGAAAUUGGAUGAGAUAUUUGAUAGAAUGGAUGCAAACAGCGAUGGAAAAGUUACCUUCGAUGAGUUCAAAGCCGCCAUGCAGAUAGACAGCUCUCUCAAAGACCUAGUCCUCUCUUCUCUUCGCCCUUCAUAG
Molecule: messenger RNA, 1787 nt
Organism: Ziziphus jujuba (common jujube)
Lineage: Eukaryota; Viridiplantae; Streptophyta; Magnoliopsida; Rosales; Rhamnaceae
Product: calcium and calcium/calmodulin-dependent serine/threonine-protein kinase
Exons: 7
Coding region: 177-1787 (536 amino acids)
Biological process (GO): peptidyl-serine phosphorylation; protein autophosphorylation; intracellular signal transduction
Cellular component (GO): nucleus; cytoplasm
Molecular function (GO): ATP binding; calcium/calmodulin-dependent protein kinase activity; calmodulin binding
Source: RefSeq, a predicted model, not a curated record